This is a messenger RNA of Zingiber officinale, 634 nucleotides long. Its product is annotated as protein SUPPRESSOR OF PHYTOCHROME B 5-like. The record is from RefSeq and is a predicted model, not a curated record. NCBI's taxonomy places the organism in Eukaryota, Viridiplantae, Streptophyta, Magnoliopsida, Zingiberales, Zingiberaceae. The transcript is spliced from 2 exons. The coding region runs from base 216 to 551 and encodes 111 amino acids.
CAACUUCAUUACAAAAAGAAACAACUUUUAUCCUUGAAGAACCCUCCUUUAGCCGCAGAACCUUAGAACGCAAGUAUAUACUUCCGUUCAAAACUAUCGAUAAGUAAACUCCAUUACAGAUGACGAGACAGAUGAACCACCAAAGGAUACAGAUAAAGUCCCGUGUUUAAUUAGACUUAAGGAACUACUUAAUUCUUUCGUAAUCCGCGUUUCUCAUGGAUCAAAACAACGCGAUUGGAGAUGCAGAAGGCUGUAGCAGCUCUGAAUCUGGAUGGACCGAGUAUAUUUCUUCUCCCAUGAACGAUCGUCACAGCGAAGAAGAUGGCUACGGCGAGGAAGAAGAAGAAGAAGAUGAUGAUGAUGGCGGAGACUCUGUGGCUUCUGAUGCUUCUACUGGAGAGUUACUGCACCAGAGUCAGCAUCCCUGUCGUAGCGGAGUCGAUGAGGAUGGACAAGGCGGCGAUGACUUCGAUCGUACUCGAGAUGGUGAAAUGGAGGUCUCUGCAAGGAAAGAAGAUGUUUGUUCCUCUGCUCAUCUCGAUGACAAGUAAAGAGGGAUUCGGAUAUCAAUUCGAGUUGAAGUUUGAGUAUGUAGCUCGGGUAGUUCGUUCUCCUUGUAGAAUCGAAGAUUACG